Chrysochloris asiatica (Cape golden mole) is the source of this 1876-nucleotide messenger RNA. It is a transcript of the gene CXXC5, whose product is annotated as CXXC finger protein 5. Gene Ontology annotation, cellular component: nucleus. Bases 718 to 1674 code for a protein of 318 amino acids. The transcript is spliced from 3 exons. Gene Ontology annotation, molecular function: zinc ion binding; methyl-CpG binding. The record is from RefSeq and is a predicted model, not a curated record. NCBI's taxonomy places the organism in Eukaryota, Metazoa, Chordata, Mammalia, Afrosoricida, Chrysochloridae.
GUUUUGCCGGCAGCCCCCGGGCAGCAUUCAGAGCUCUAGCCCAGGCGGGCGCGCGGCGGCAGAGGCGGCGGAGCCUGAGCAGGGAUGUAGAGGCGGCGGCACUGGCGGCAGCAGAGGCAGCGGCGGCGGCGAGAGCAGACGCCCGAGCCGAGCUAGAAAAGCAGUUAAGCCUUGAGCUCCGACGCUGGCCCCGCGUCCCAGCCCUGCCCAGCCCGCGUCCAGCCAUGCGCGCCGCCUGCUGAGUCCAGGCGCCGCACGCUGCGCCCUCCGCCCGCCUCGCUGCACUCCACUCCGGGGUGAUUAGUUGCUUUUUGUUGUUUUUUUAAUUUGGCCGCGGGGAGGGGGAGGAGGGGCAGGUGCUGCAGCUCCCCCCCCCUCCCCGCCUCAGGCCAGCGGCAGCGGCGCGACUCGAGCUCCGGACCCCGGAGCCGCGGGAGCGGAGCGCAAGCCGCCCGCGGUGCCCAGAGCAGAGCAGAGCGGAGCGCAGCUUCCAGCCCCGCCCCUCCCCCUCGGCCACAAGGCUGCGGCGGCAGUGACGGCUUGGACGACUCGGAGAGACGAGUGAAGACACUUCCACGUUGACAACUGACCAUGUGCCUACCCUGAGCAAAACCCACCCAGCAUCUCUGUUGAGGACAGCAGGUCCAAGCACUCCUCUGUGGGCCCCCAGCAGUUGGCAGGCUCCCCCAGUGGCGGGGUCUGGGGCUCAGCCCCACCAUGUCAAGCCUCGGCAGCAGCAGUCCCCAGGACGCCGGCGGCAACAACAGUGUUACCACCAAUGGCGGUGGCAGCGGCUCAAAGGCAGGAGUGGCAGACAAGAGUGUGGCUGUGGUCACUGCUGCCCCAGCCUCAGUGGCAGAUGAUGCACCACCCCCUGAACGCCGGAACAAGAGCGGCAUCAUCAGCGAACCCCUCAACAAGAGCCUGCGCCGCUCCCGCCCGCUCUCCCAUUACUCCUCCUUUGGUGGCAGUGGUGGUAGUGGUGGUGGCGGCAGCAUGAUGAGUGGCGAGUCCACUGACAAGGCUGCUGCAGCCGCUGCCUCCCUGUUGGCCAAUGGGCAUGACCUGGCGGCAGCCAUGGCAGUGGACAAAAGCAACCCUACCUCAAAGCACAAAAGUGGUGCUGUGGCCAGUCUGUUGAGCAAGGCGGAGCGGGCCACGGAGCUGGCAGCCGAGGGACAGCUGACGCUGCAGCAGUUUGCGCAGUCCACGGAGAUGCUGAAACGUGUGGUUCAGGAGCACCUACCGCUGAUGAGCGAGGCUGGCGCAGGUCUGCCUGACAUGGAGGCUGUGGCGGGUGCUGAAGCUCUCAAUGGCCAGUCCGACUUCCCCUACCUGGGCGCCUUCCCCAUCAAUCCAGGCCUCUUCAUCAUGACCCCAGCAGGCGUGUUCCUGGCUGAAAGUGCGUUGCACAUGGCUGGCCUGGCUGAGUACCCCAUGCAGGGAGAGCUGGCCUCCGCCAUUAGCUCGGGCAAGAAGAAGCGGAAACGCUGUGGCAUGUGUGCGCCCUGCCGGCGGCGCAUUAACUGCGAGCAGUGCAGCAGUUGUAGGAACCGAAAGACUGGCCAUCAGAUUUGCAAAUUCAGAAAAUGUGAGGAACUCAAAAAGAAGCCUUCCGCUGCUCUGGAGAAGGUGAUGCUUCCGACGGGAGCUGCCUUCCGGUGGUUUCAGUGAUGGCGGCAGGACCCCAAAGCUGCCCUCUCCGUGCAAUGUCACUGCUCGCGUGGUCUCCGGCAAGGGAUUCGGGCGAAGACAAACGGAUGCACCCGUCUUUAGAACCAAAAAUAUUCUCUCACAGAUUUCAUUCCUGUUUUUAUAUAUAUAUUUUUUGUUGUCGUUUUAACAUCUCCACGUCCCUAGUAUAAAAAAAAAAAAA